AUGGAUGCAUCUACGGGAGCUGGAGCCGCGUUGGCAUUGAACCUCUCCGAUGACGGGCUCUAUGCUGCCCACGUCAAUGGAAAAGACCUGAUUGUCUACACCAACCCAGCUUCAGAAGACAAGGAAGCCCAGGUUGCCAGGAUCAAAGAAAACGGCGUCAAAUAUCUGAAAUUCUGCCCUGUCACGACAUCAUCGACAGGACUCAACCACAACACAGAACGACGGCUUCUCAGCGCCAACGACACUCGAAUUUCAGUAUGGCAGCUGGAGCCAUUGCAAAUCUUCGCCGAAAUCGAGAAUCUCGAGCCCGGAGCAUUGAGCAUCGACUUUGGCAGCGAUGGAAACGAAAUCCUCGUCUUCCAUGCUUGGAACACAAAAGUCACAAUCCACUCCCUCGAUACUGGCCGAAUCUCAGUGAUCAAGACGCCAAAGGGUGCCCACCCCCUUGGAUUUGGAUAUCGCCCAAACACUAGGCAACUUGCCAUCUUGCUCAAGCCCGACGCGUCUGAUCUCUUGACCAUUCAUGAACAUAAGACCCAUGAGCUAGUUGGUCGUGCUGUUCUGCCAACUGUCGAUGCCCAAGGGCUGAAAUGGAGUCCCGAUGGAAAAUGGCUUGCCGUUUGGGAUGUGGCUAGUGGUGGCACCAAGGUGCUGAUUUUCACCGCGGAUGGACAGCUGUUCAGGACAUACACUGGACCAACGGGGGCAGACGAUGCAUUCGAUUUAGGCGUGAAGCAAAUUGAAUGGAGUUCGGUAGCUGGUACAAACGGGGCUUCUGAGGUUCUUGCAGUGGGAAAAGUCAAUGGCAAUAUCGAUCUCCUACGAACGCGCACGUUCUCAUCUUCAAUUACUCUAUCACAUGUUUUCCCGGCAGACCAGCAUGCACCCAGUAUCUGGCGAGAGCGGUUCACCAGCGCCCUCGGCGAUGCCGACUACGUCGAAACCUCAAGUUCCUCGGCGUCGAAUAUGAGCCCCGAAUCAUCAGGACUACCACGCGGCAUUACAAUCAUGACAUUCAGCUCUGAUGGCACCCUCUUGGCAACCGUCGACUCCAUGCGAUCUAACGUUGUCUGGAUAUGGGCUCUAGAUGGUUCUCCCAGACUGGCUUCUGCUCUGGUACACGAGCAGCCUGUUCGGCAGCUUGCUUGGCACCCUUCAACACCACAGUUGCUGAUCAAUACAAUCACCAAUAAUCUACCAACUAUACGAUGGUGGUCACCGAAUGCUCACCCCGUGAUCGCUCGGGUUCCCACCCACAAGAGCGAAAGUGGCAAGUAUGAAGUGAAAUGGCUGGCGGAAUCAGAGCCCGACUCGGCCUUUUGGUUUGCAUCUACGGAGGAAUAUGUGGUGGGAUAUUUGUCUGCAGAAGACGACUUGGUGAAAUUCGAGGUCUUGAAUUCGGUGACAAGCCAAGGAUAUGGUGGACAUGCUGGAAGUAUGAUGAGCAGGUAG
Penicillium cataractarum is the source of this 1452-nucleotide messenger RNA. Its product is annotated as WD40 repeat domain-containing protein. The coding region runs from base 1 to 1452 and encodes 483 amino acids. The record is from RefSeq and is a predicted model, not a curated record. The transcript is spliced from 3 exons. NCBI's taxonomy places the organism in Eukaryota, Fungi, Ascomycota, Eurotiomycetes, Eurotiales, Aspergillaceae. Gene Ontology annotation, biological process: mitotic sister chromatid segregation; microtubule anchoring at mitotic spindle pole body; protein localization to mitotic spindle pole body. Gene Ontology annotation, cellular component: MWP complex; microtubule organizing center; mitotic spindle. Gene Ontology annotation, molecular function: protein binding.